Psilocybe cubensis is the source of this 4326-nucleotide messenger RNA. RefSeq lists its product as uncharacterized. The coding region runs from base 1 to 4326 and encodes 1441 amino acids. Lineage: Eukaryota; Fungi; Basidiomycota; Agaricomycetes; Agaricales; Agrocybaceae. The record is from RefSeq and is a predicted model, not a curated record. The transcript has 8 exons. Gene Ontology annotation, molecular function: protein binding.
AUGUCUAGCCCGAAAGAGCGGCAUUACUGGCUUCAGCUUCGUGGCGCCUUAACUGCAGGUCAAUGGCGUUCCGAAUACCCUGCCAGGGCUCCAAACAAUACCCUGCUCUCUUGGCCUGAGCUAUUGCGAAAAUUCAACAAGCAUUGUCAGGGAUUCAAGGAUAUUUCAGACGUCGCAUCACAAACUCAGUCCCUUGCUUUUCUACUCAGUGCGAGAUAUAAAGACGAUGACGAGAACGACGAUACCUUGCUGGAUAACCCCACCGCGGAAGGCACAGAGAGGCGGGAUGGUACGCAAAGAGGAAGCCUUGCUCUAGGGACAGAGGGGAUGCUUCUAGAAGAAAACAUUGAAGAAGCUAUGGUUGGAUAUGAGGUUUUGAAAAGUUUGGAAUCUUCCAAAUAUGAUACGAUACAUUUAGCCCUUGCUUAUUAUGCAUAUGCUCUGGGAAACCCCACUGAAUGCCUCAAUCAUUUAUCGAAAGUCCCAGAGCUUUUGCAGUUCCACAAUCGCAUCCCAAAUGCCGACUCAAUACGGUCUAAUGGAUCUUUUCUGGGUCCUUCCAGUUAUGCACCGUCGACAACAUCCUUUGCUGGAAGCUUUGCAUCUGUAGCCGAUAUCGGUUCCCCAGAAGUCCGUGAUGGGAGGGGUUGGGCAAUGGCAGAGACAUUUCGAUCCAUUUGCUUAAAAGGAAUGUCUUACGAAAAGUUAUACCCUGCGGACCCUACGAUGGCACUGAAAGCAUACCGUGUUGCUCUCCCUGCUCUUUCCUCCCUCCGAUCGGAGUUCACAUCUAAGAGCAUUCCAAUUCCCCUCUCUUCUUCAGGAAAGGCAGAACCAGCACUCUUCACUCACCUUCGAGAAAUGUGGAGAUGGGUCGAGAGGUUACUAUGGCGUGCCAUAAUACUCACUUCCAAGACAGCCAAUGUAUUCGCUGAAGAUGAAACUCAGCCAACGUCGACAAUUGCCGACAGAGCUUCUGAUUCCCAAAAUUCCCUGUUCGACUGGUUCAAACAUUAUACCACAUGCAGUUCCUACUGGCCACCUCAUUUUCGAACAGCUCAUCGGACCACCAUAUAUGCACUUCAUCUCCGCGCGCUUGUUCUUCGACAUGGUGUUUUAAUGUCUUUGCCUGCCGUUGGAGUGGCGCCCGUUUACGCUCAACCCUCGAAAAAAUCGAUACCGCCAUCUUCAAGCUCAAAAGCAUCCUCGAGGCCUACGACUGCUACGUCGACUCCGCAUGAAGCGUCUGACCCGAGUAGUACAUCCGUCAGCCUGCUGACAACUCAAUCAUCGUGGAUGAAUACUGCUCGAUCAGUAGCACAAGACUAUCGUGCCGUGCUCAGUGUUAGCACUUCUUUUCCUCGAGCAGGAGAGCGGAAUUUUAAAGUGGAGGAAUUUGUUGAAUUAUGCGUCAAGGUUUGGGAAGCAGGUGGAGCUAUUGGAGAGCAAGCUAGUUGGGUCAUAGAGAUCCUCAAUUGGGCACAACGCUUGACUUUCAACUCCUCGGUUAUAUUGCGACAUCUGACGCGCCUUCUUUUCCUGGGUUCAUCCCUGUAUCUUGCAAAAAGGACUCUUAAUUUAUACAUUCAAGUUGUAGGCAAAGCAUGGGAAGCAAGUAAAGAGGGUGUCGGAGAAGAUAUGGACGAUGACGCACGAUGGGUGGAAACGUUGGUCUUUGGCGCUCGUAUGCUAUGCGCUUCUGUUGGGGGUCAUGGAGGAGGAGCUUUUGCUGGAAUGUUGUCGGGAUCGAGUGGGCGUGGUCAACAUAUGCCGAUAGGUGACGAUGGCACAGAAGGCAUCGAUGAAGUACUGGAAGCACGUACUAUUUUAGAGAAGGCAAGGACGAGACUCAACGAAAACGACCAUAGAUUGGUAGCCGAAGUUUUGCUAGCAGAAGGUAUUGUUUGGGGGCUGCUUGGUGUCAAAGGCCAGGACCCUUCCACUCGUCCACUUAACUUCGAUAAAGCUCAUCUAUGCCUUCUGCACUCAAUCAAAUCUCAUCCAACUCCAAGCGCUUAUUAUCAUCUUGCGUUAUCAUUUGCACGUCGAAUCCCUGCAGCUGGCGGUCUUUCAGAUGCCCCUGAUUCUCAAUCAGAGCCUGCUCCUUUCCCCCACACGGCAUAUGAACAUAAUCUUACUCAGGCUAUCGAAAGCGCAGGUCAUGCAGUGGAAGGUUGCCCCCAUGAUGUGCGGUAUUGGCAUCUUCUUGGUCUCUUACUGUCAGCCGCAGAAAAAUGGUCAGCUGCCAAGGAAAUAUUGGAGAGAGGAGCAGCGUUGGACGACACGGACAGUAGCGAUACGGUUGACCAGGCCAGUGAAAGCAUAGGGGAUGAAAGUACUUCUUCCCCUGGCGAGGAAAAUAUGACCAAUGGAGGUGGAGGCGAUGCGGAUACCGUUAGACAGGCGGAAACAGAUUCGAACACCUUGAAGGUUCCGGGAGCAAAUGGCGUUGUCAAUUUGACUGAUCUUGCGAACGCCUCGGCGACAAACAAAACAGCAAAAGCUAGAAACAAUGGAACUUCCAAUGGUAGCGCAAUACAUACCUCGGAUUCCUCAGCUGCCAGCCUCAAUGGCAGUGCCGCUAUUUCCUCUUUGGCAGAUUUAUUACCCUCUCACACCCUUUUGUUGCGCCCAGACGAAACUACUCUGCCUACAGCUUCUUCGUUGCUUCACCCUGCUGUCGCCGCGCUGUACCCACCCUCUACAUCAGGAGCAGCAUCUCUAUCGGUGCCUUCUCUAUCAAUUGAUCAGUAUCCUCCUUCAAUGGCCGACCUAUUUGAACAGCAUCUACAACUACGUAUGACUCAGGUGGCUCUUAUGGAAGUUGUUGAAGGACCUGAAGGGGCCGAAGAGGGAUGGCUAGAAAUUUUCUCUUGGGUUGCCGAAAAACGUGGCCUUUCCGGCGGGAGUACACCUGCAGCGUCACAGCCGCGUCAGUCGUUGGAUCAGCCACGAGAUUCUAUUGAUCUUGCAGGGCCAGAUUCCGCUAGUGCACCUUAUGCCCAUUCAAGUAUUCAGGUUCAAGAAGACAAAUCACGGCACUCUGCAGCGAGCAAAGACCUUUAUCCUGGUCUUGGAGUGACUACUAAUCCUCCUGAUGUUAAUGAUGCUGCUUCGGACUCUCUGCCUGUGCCCAUUGGAAUUACCAUAUCGCCCGCCACCCCUGAUGCUGUUCCUAGAAUUGAGGAUGAAGUUCAACUUCAACUGGAGAAGGUUGAGCAGGCACAACUGCGGGUACAAUCCCGGCGAAGCUUCGAAUCAUUUACUGAUGCCGUUGAUGAAAGGAAUGCUGAGAGGUUUUCCGGCAAUAAACACAGGGAAAAGGAGAAGGAACGGAUGAAGGAAAAGGAGAAGAGGCAAUUCAAUGGAUUUAGCAUACCGAAAGCCAAACGUUCGACUUCGAUCGAAAGGGACACCAGAGGUGAUACCUCAAAGUCGAAAAAGGUGCAGCAGAUGCUGAAAGGAGGUGUUCACAAGGGUCGUGCUGGAAUCAGUGCUGUAUCUCGGCGGAUUGGUAACGGAGUGGGGAAGAACGGUACUCUUAGAAGAUCAACGUCAACGCCAGAUUUACAUGCAGUGCUGCAGCCUAUGUCAUACCAGGCCUCUUCCAUCCAUUCGCGGAGACGACUUAGUUCUGUUGCGCAUUCAGGAGAACACACACCGUCAGAAUCUCCUCCCCCUCCUCCACCACCAUCUCUUCCAUCAUCGGGUACUCAGCAAGAUUUCUCCAUCCGAAAUCAACGUUCUGCUCGAGAAAAUCGUCUACUGAGCGAUCUUUGGUUGAUGUCUGCUGCCACAUUCAGGAGACUAGGCAAGAUAGAGCAGGCAAAGGGUUCUAUCCAGGAAGCAGAAGUCAGAGAUGAACAUAACCCUAAUGUUUGGGUUCAGCUUGGAUUGUACUACUUCGCACUAGGACUAUACCAGCAUGCCGUCGACACACUACAAAAGGCUCGCUUCAUCUGUUCUGACGAUGUCGGAGCUACCGUCCAUCUCGCGCGCCUCUACCUAGAUCCGAGCAUCAAUUGCAAGCUUCACCCAACCGAUGCCGAGACACCGCCUUCCUCGCCCACUUCCGGUUCCGGGUCGUUUACACAGGGAGCACCCCCAUCGUCGACGUCGGCGAGCAUCGACCUCGCUGCAGGUAUGCUCGCCCAUUUGACCAAGGGCCGUGGCUGGGAUGUGCCUGAGGCAUGGUAUUUCCUUGCCAAGGCAUAUGGGAUGCAAGGCCGGAAAGAUAAAGAGAGGGAGACACUCAAAAUCGCCCUAGAAUUCUCUGAGAAGCGCGGAGUCAGAGACAUUGGGUCUGCGCUGGGAUGGUGCCUCUAA